UGCUUGAAGCUAGUUAUGCCACAGUUUUGAAAGGUGACACAGUGCAAACGAUAAAUUGAAAAUUAUUAUUAUUUUGGUUAUACUCAAUAUCAGCGGAGCAUCCUUGGCAUCCAGCUUCAUCAAAAUGCAGUUGAUGUCCGCUUUAGUUUGUGUGACCCUUGCCGCAGCGUCAACUGUACAUUACGCACCUAACGAGAUACUACUUACCGAAUUGGAGCGUACGGCAUUGAAUAAACAGGAUGCGGGACCGGCUAAUACACAAUAUCACGAGCAGGAUACGAAUGGAUUUUAUUCCUAUGGCUACAGUGCAGACCGAUCCGCCAAGGCUGAGUACCUAACAUUGGACGGUUCAUCGCGUGGCUUCUAUUCAUAUGUUGAUGCAGAUGGAAAAUUGCAGACAGUGAAGUAUGAAGCAGGUCGCAAUCAGGGCUUCAAGGCGGCACUUACGAACUUACCAAAACCGCCUAAGAAUCCCAAUACAUUUGCACCACUACCCGUUAGAGAUACGCCGGAAGUACAGGAAGCAAAAAAGGCACACUUCGAAGCUUAUCGCGAGGCGGAACUCAGAGCGGCGCUGGCAACACAAAGAGACGGUGCACAACUCGGUUUGACGGAGCAAAAUCAAAAUACCGAACUGUCACAACAGGAAGUUGCGAAUAUUUUGGAGAGCACGAGAAGUAAAAUUUUAGCCAUAUUGUCCGAAAACGCCAAUGCAGAUAAUUUAAAUGGUGGCGCGAACGAAGAACUUGGUUUGGAUGCGGGCCAGGAACAAGAAGAAGUAGAAUUAGAAAACACUGAAGAUAAUGAUGAUAAUAAUGGACUGUUGUCGAUUGAUAGUUUGCAAGGCAAUCAAGAUGACAGCGAGGGUAAUGAAGAUGACGGCAGUGCAAGUAAUGUGGAUAAUUUAGCGAUUGAUAAUGGCGAUGAGCGUAACGAAGCGCGCGAAUUGUCGUCCAAUGCGGCUCGACAAAUGACAACAUACAAACUCUCCGAUUUGCUAAGUCCAAAAACCGAUCAAUUCAAUUCUCGUGCAUUAUACACCUUUGAAAGCGAUGGUCAGAGACUUACCGCACUGCGAGACAAGUCUGAUCGCUUACUGACGCAACCGAAGCUCACGUCGAUCGAAUCUGUGCGUGUACCGGUGCAUUCUUAUUACACUGUGCUGGCGCCAACAACCAAAUACACAGUUAUUACACCCACAACCCAUCAGUUGGUGCCGCGUGAUGAGGCACUGAAGCGCGGUCAUAGCUUGCCGAUAUCACUGAGCAGUUCGUUUUUGUCACAUCGUCUGAAAUCGAAUCUUGAAGUCGAAGGUUUAUAUGAACAAGCCAAACACCCAAGACGACUUAAGGCCGCCAUAUCGGACGAAACGUUGACAAAUACGAUUGAAAAUGCCGAAAAACGGCAGCGCUCUAUAAAUUGUUUAACGAAAAAGUAUUUUACCAGAAAAAAAAUGUUGCUUUUCCUCUACUUAACUGCUAUUUUUGCACUGGUCGCUGCCGAUGGGUAUUACUAUGAAACGCCCAACACCCGUACACCUUUAGUUUGGAGCAUUUUACCACCGGCUCAGAGGUAUCAAUAUCAUACACAAGAUAGCUACGGCCAGUACUCGUAUGGUUAUGGUGAACCGCUUUCGAAGAAACAAGAAGUACGCACACUGGAUGGCAUUACCCGCGGUUCCUAUACUUAUGUGGAUCCGAAUGGAAAGUUGCAGACCGUCGCUUACACUGCCGAUUCCAAUGGAUUUCGUGUAGCGGCUACCAAUUUGCCGUCAAAGCAGUUUGCAACGUCAUACGCCUCAGCUCCAUUAGAGACACCCUCGGCUGUAGUGGAAACACCAGAGGUAGCGGCGGCACGUUUACAACACAUGGCUGCACAUGCACAAGCUAGAUUGCGUUCGAGAAAAAUUUCAACGCCCGCUACGCAAUUCGCUUUACUGAAACCCCAAUUGGAAAAGCCAUCGGACAAGAAUGAAAAGGAUUUCGCUUUAGCGGAUAUUCUUCCUCAGCCGGUUGAGGAUACACCAGAGGUGGCUGCAGCUAAGGCAGAGUUUUUCAAGAGUUACGAGCAGGUAAAGCAACGUAAUGAAAGCUUGCGGCAGAAGAAGAAUCUUAACGAAAAUUAUGAAUUGGCGCGAUCUCAACCUACAACCGUUACCGUGCCCCUGGCUGACUAUAAAUCUACAAAUAUUCCAAGUAACCUCCUGCGUUAUGCAGUUUAUAAAUUUUCCAGUUAAUUAACAGUUGACGGGAUGCUACUGUGUUCACUUUCAUUGGUUAAUAAAAAACAAA
Messenger RNA from Ceratitis capitata (Mediterranean fruit fly), 2291 nucleotides. RefSeq lists its product as uncharacterized. The coding region runs from base 125 to 2236 and encodes 703 amino acids. Gene Ontology annotation, molecular function: structural constituent of chitin-based larval cuticle. The transcript is spliced from 3 exons. NCBI's taxonomy places the organism in Eukaryota, Metazoa, Arthropoda, Insecta, Diptera, Tephritidae. The record is from RefSeq and is a predicted model, not a curated record. Gene Ontology annotation, cellular component: chitin-based extracellular matrix.